CCGCACCAUGCCCGAGCCGCCGCUGCCAGCGCACGACGGCGACCGGCCCCGGCGGGCCCCGACCGGCGAGGAGCGAACGGAACCGGCGGCUCCCACCGGCGUCCUGGAUAAACUCUUCGGGAAGCGGCUGCUCCAGGCCGGGCGUUACAUCAUGUCCCACAAAGCCUGGAUGAAAACGGUGCCCACAGAGAACUGUGACGUGCUCAUGACCUUCCCAGACACCACGGACGACCACACGCUGCUCUGGCUCCUGAACCACAUCCGCCUGGGCAUCCCCGAGCUCAUCGUGCAGGUGCGGCACCACAAGCACACCCGUGUCUACGCCUUCUUCGUCACCGCCACCUACGAGAGUUUGCUGCGCGGGGCAGAUGAGAUUGGGCUGAGGAAGCCGGUGAAAGCUGAGUUCGGGGGGGGCAUGAGGAGCUUCUCCUGUGAGGAGGAUUACAUCUACGAGAACAUCGAGAAUGAAAUUCACUUCUUCACCUCUCAGGAAAGGCAAAACAUCAUCAGGUACUGGCUGGAGAACCUGCGGGCCAAGCAGGGCGAGUCGCUGCACAACAUCCACUUCCUCGAGGGACAGCCCAUCAUCCCGGAGCUGGCAGCUCGGGGUGUCAUCCAGCAGCUCUUCCCGCUGCACGAGCAGAGGAUCCUCAAGCGGCUCAUGAAGUCCUGGGUGCAGGCGGUCUGCGAGGCCCAGCCCCUCGAUGAGAUCUGUGACUACUUCGGGGUGAAGAUCGCCAUGUACUUUGCCUGGUUGGGCUUCUACACCUCGGCCAUGGUUUACCCUGCUGUCUUUGGCUCCAUCCUCUACACCUUCACUGAGAGUGACCAGACCAGCCAGGACAUCUGCUGCGUGGUCUUUGCCAUCUUCAACGUCAUCUGGUCCACCCUGUUCCUCGAGGAGUGGAAGCGCCGCGGGGCCGAAUUCGCCUACAAAUGGGGGACGUUGGACACUCCGGCCGAGUCCAUCGAGGAGCCCCGGCCCCAGUUCAGGGGCAUUAAGAGAAUCAGCCCUGUGACCAGCACAGAGGAGUUUUACUACCCACCCUGGAAGCGUUUGCUCUUCCAGUGCCUGGUCAGCCUCCCCAUCUGCCUCGCCUGCCUCUCCUUCAUCUUCCUCCUCAUGCUGGGCUGCUUCCAGCUCCAGGAGUUUGUGCUGAGCAUCCAGGAGCUGCCCAGGAUCAUCCGUUUCCUCCCCAAAAUCAUCCUGGCCCUCAUCGUCACGGCCUGUGACGAGGCUUACAAGAAGGUUGCCUACUGGCUGAACGACAUGGAGAACUACCGCCUGCAGAGUGCCUAUGAGAAACACCUCAUCAUCAAAAUCGUCCUGUUUCAGUUUGUAAAUUCAUACCUGAGUCUUUUCUACAUCGGUUUCUACCUCAAGGACAUGGAGCGGCUGAAGGAGAUGUUGGCCACUCUGCUCAUCACCCGCCAGUUCCUGCAGAACGUCCGGGAGGUGUCACAGCCUCACCUGUACCAGCGCCUGCGCCGGGGGGACCUCAACCUGCGCAGCCUCCGGCAGCUCGCCCACGCCGUCCUCCAGCUGCUCAGCCCCCGCCGCCAGCCCACCGGCCCCUCCGACGCCCCUCGGCGGGAGAAGAAGUGUCUGAACGGGGGCUGCGGGGUGCCGGAGGAAGAGGAGGAGGAGGAAGAGCGCGGCGAGUCGGACUCGGAGGAGGAGAGCGCGCUGGACUGCGGGCUGAAGCUGAAGAAGGUGAGCUUCAUCGAGAGAGCGGAGCGGCGCGGCCCCGAGCCCGGCGGCCCCGAGGACGAGAGCUUCCUGGAGGAGGGCAGCCCCACCAUGGUGGAGAAAGGCAUGGACCCAGCCUCGGUCUUUGAGCUGUGCGAGGAUGAGGAGGAGGCCGAAGGUCCCCCCGGCAGCCCGGUGAAGGCGGCGGAGCCGGUGCGAGGCGGCCGGAGGAGGAAAGGGGCUGAGAGCAGGGAGGAGGAGGAGGGUGAGGAGGAAGGGAGGAGGCGUAACCGGGCGUCGUGGAUCGACCCACCGGAGGAGGAUUACUCCACGCAGCUGACGCAGGCGGAGGUGGAGAGCUGCAUGAAGAAGUACAAGGACACCUUCCAGGACUACCAGGAGAUGUUCAUCCAGUUUGGGUACGUGGUGCUCUUCUCCUCCGCCUUCCCCUUGGCUGCCAUGUGUGCUCUGGUGAACAACGUCAUCGAGAUCCGGAGCGACGCCUUCAAGCUGUGCACGGGGCUGCAGAGGCCCUUCGGCCAGCGGGUCGAGAGCAUCGGGCAGUGGCAGAAGGUGAUGGAGGCCAUGGGUGUCCUGGCCAUCGUGGUCAACUGCUACCUGAUCUCCCAGUGCGGGCAGCUGCAGCGCCUCUUCCCCUGGCUCAGCCCCGAGGGAGCCAUCAUCUCUGUGGUGGUGCUGGAGCACGUCGCCUUGUUCCUGAAGUACAUCAUCCAGGUGGCCAUCCCCGACAUCCCCGCCUGGGUGGCCGAGGAGAUGGCCAAGCUGGAGUACCAGCGCCGCGAGGCCUUCAAGAAGCACGAGCGGCAGGCUCAGCACCACUUCCAGCAGCAGCAGCGGCGCAAGCGCGAGGAGGAGGAGCGGCAGCGACACGCCGAGUUCCAGGCGCGCCGGGAGCGCGAGGGCGGCCGCGACGAGCCCAAGCCCGAGGCCGCCGGGCAGGACCCGGCCCACGACAAGAGCCAAGGCAAAGGGAAAGGCUCCGGGGGUUCUUCACACGGUUCUGACAAACCCAAACGACCCAGUUCUCUCCUGGCAACCAACAACGUGCUGAAGCUGAAGCAGAUCAUCCCUUUGCAGGGCAAGUUCCUGUCCGGGGGGGCCGGCGGCACGGCCACGGCCAGGUCCCCGCAGUCCCCCACGGGCAGCGAGAACAAGCUGCCCGGCUUCCUCAGCUUCAAGUUCCUCAAGUCCCCGGAGACUAAGCGGGACACGGCAACAGAGAAGGUGCAGUCGCCCACCAAGCCGUUCAACCCCGGCAAGCUCUUCAACUUCGGCAAGUCUGAAGGGGCCGGUGGCAACGGCGCCGCGGCCGCCGCUCCCCCCCAGCCCCGGCCCGGCCCCUCGGCAGAGCCCGGCGAGCGGCCGCUCCCCAGCAAGUCCCAUCUCAACGGGGUGCCGGAGGAGGGGGGCCGAGAGGAGCCGGAGAGCCGGGUGGAGGAGGAGAGCGGGGGCUACAAACUCUAA
This is a messenger RNA of Colius striatus (speckled mousebird), 3175 nucleotides long. RefSeq names its product anoctamin 8 (gene ANO8). Gene Ontology annotation, molecular function: chloride channel activity. Gene Ontology annotation, cellular component: plasma membrane. The transcript is spliced from 17 exons. Bases 8 to 3175 code for a protein of 1055 amino acids. The record is from RefSeq and is a predicted model, not a curated record. Lineage: Eukaryota; Metazoa; Chordata; Aves; Coliiformes; Coliidae. Gene Ontology annotation, biological process: chloride transmembrane transport.